AUGGAUGACCUCAGGGUCUACAUUCUCACUUACAAUUGUGCUCGAAACCUCAUCGACAUUGAUCUCUUCGCCCAGCACUUCUUCGGCACUCUCACUGACGCCCACAGCUUCCCCGCGCCGGAGCUGAUCGUGCUCUCACUUCAAGAGAUCGCGCCAAUCGCCUACGCAUUCCUGGGCGGCUCGUAUCUGAUCUCUUACUUUGAUGCCUUCUGCCAGGCCGUCAAGAAAGCAACCGCCAAACAAUGGGGCGAGAACUACGUGAAUAUUGUGAGGGACCACACGGGAAUGACGGGGUUGAUGGUUUUCGCGCGCAGUGACGUAUCUGAUAAGAUCUCCUGGAUUGAGACGGCGCAUGUGGGGUUCGGAUUUCAGGACAUGGGCAACAAGGGAGCUGUCGGGGCUCGCAUGGGCUAUGCCGCUGAGGGGCGCCCGUCGGAGACACUGGAGUUGACGUUCGUGGCCGCGCAUCUGGCACCCAUGGAGGACGCUCUGGAACAGCGAAAUCGGGAUUGGCAAAGCAUUGUCGAGCGCCUAGUCUUCUCCCAGCAACACGAGGGCGCGCAGUCCGACGAAGCAGACGAAAACACUGCCUUGCUUCGCGGCCACGAAAGACGGCCUUCGGACAGCCGCCGGCAGGAUAUCUUCGCUCCCAACGCCUACCUCUUCCUUGCGGGAGAUCUCAACUAUCGCACCUCAAGCAUCGGACCUUUGAAAGGCGACACAAUUCGGUUCCCUCGUCGCGCUGUCGACCCCAGCGACCCUUCACAUUAUUCACAUCUGCUGAAAGAAGAUCAGCUCAUGCGCGAGAUGCGCCAAGGCAGGAGCUUCCACGGCAUGUGUGAAGCGCCGAUUGACUUCCCUCCGACGUAUAAAUAUUCCGAUGCAGCUCGCGACGCCGCGCGCAAUGGCGUUGACGGCGAUGACCAGGAAUGGAAAUGGUCUAGCCAUCGUUGGCCCAGCUGGUGUGAUCGCAUCCUCUACCUCGACGGUCCGUCCUGGGCUGGAGCCGCAGGGCGAGUCAAAACACAUGCAUACAAUGCGCUGCCACUGCUCCCACAGUCAGAUCAUCGUGCCGUUGCACUCGCUUUGUCUGUGCCUGUCAACCCCGUGCCGGACACCGAUCACAUGCCCUCUGAUGCGAAGGUCGUGGCUCCGUUCUCGAUCGAUCCCAACUGGCGACAUCGGCGAGACGUUGCCCGACGAAAGGAGAUUGCGGUGGGCUUGGUUGCGUAUCUGGGUCUGACGUGGGAAGGCAACGGGAUGCUCCUCGCAUCUGCGCUUAGUCUUUUCGGGGCGUGGUUUAUUCUUCGGACUUUCCUGGAAGGUUGA
Molecule: messenger RNA, 1329 nt
Organism: Penicillium lagena
Lineage: Eukaryota; Fungi; Ascomycota; Eurotiomycetes; Eurotiales; Aspergillaceae
Product: putative inositol 5-phosphatase
Exons: 1
Coding region: 1-1329 (442 amino acids)
Biological process (GO): phosphatidylinositol dephosphorylation
Molecular function (GO): phosphatidylinositol-4,5-bisphosphate 5-phosphatase activity
Source: RefSeq, a predicted model, not a curated record